AUGGCUACUUUUAACUCUCUAGAUAUCUCAAAUAUAGUAUCUUUAUCAAUAUUUAAACAAUUUGAAGAGGCUCUUAAAACUCGACAUAACAAUAUUAUUGUAAUUUCUGGCCCAUCCGGAUCUUUAAAAACUUCCUUAAUCAAUACUGUUCUUAACAAGCUUUCACUUGUUUCUGAAUACAUAACGGAUGUUUCAGUAUACAAAUCUAAACUAUUAACUAAAUCUUCUAUUUGUCUCACUGAUAUUGAUGAUCUAGAAUAUUUUAUAAAACACAAACAUAAAAUAAAUAAAAUGUCAAAUCUAAUUAUUGAAACCCGCCUUCUUCCUUACAUGUAUAAAUCAUUGGAUAACGGUAUCGGUAUCAAUUUAUCAAUUUCAAAUAAAAAUAAGAAAGAUAAAAUUAAUUAUCAUCUAUCUCCUUACAAAAAAUUAAGAUCUAUAGAGCCUCUUCCUUGCAUCUAUAAAACACUUAAUAUAUUAUUCUCUAAUCAAUCUUAUAAAGUUACUAUAUGUUAUGAUUAUAAAAUACUCAAAUAUAUUUUUUCUAAUUCUCUAGAAUUUAUUGAACUAGAAUCGUUGUAUAACAUUUAUGACUCAAUUUCCUUAGCUGAUCUCAAAUUAGAUGAAUUUAUCGAUUAUGCUGUUUAUGCCGUAGCUGUUUCUAAAAAAAGAAAAGUUAGAAAGUUUGUUUGUUUAAAAAGUUGGGUGUAUGAAAAUCAUUAUGUCUGUACACCAUUAUGUUUUGAAUACAAAAAAUAUUUUUAA
This is a messenger RNA of Vairimorpha ceranae, 765 nucleotides long. RefSeq lists its product as hypothetical. Bases 1 to 765 code for a protein of 254 amino acids. The transcript has a single exon. The record is from RefSeq and is a predicted model, not a curated record. NCBI's taxonomy places the organism in Eukaryota, Fungi, Microsporidia, Nosematidae.